AUGAGCGUUGCUAUUUCGGUUUCGAUCGCCGCGUCCGCCACUCUUGCUGAACCGGUCGUGGUUCAUCAGGCUGAUGACACACUGACCCCUGAGCGAUUCAACCUUCAGGAUAUUGAUGUGGCGCAUCCGGAUCUUGCGUUUGAUCUGGAUGCAGAAACAUUGAGCGGUGGCGCUCUGGGAUCAAACUAUCGUCCGGUGGUGAUUGAGAACGGGACUGAGUGCUUUGGUGCAUUUCCUGGGAAUCUGUUCACUGAAGCCGCGGAUAUUGGGUUUAUGAAUAUCACUGCGGGCACGAUCGUCGAUGCGGCGACUGGUGGCUGGGUGUAUACCGAGCCUUUGUGUGAUGUUGGGAGUGUGCUUGAUGUUGUGCAGCACAUGAAUCCUGGUGAUCCAUUCUGUGAACCAGGAUGUAUGUUCGAAACUUCGAACUAUUCCGGAGAUGGCGUGCUGUACAUCCCGUUCCGUUGGCGCAAUGACGGCGAAACUGAUUGGUACUACGGCUGGAGCGCCUUUGAGGUGACUGAGCAGUACUCAGGAGAGUGCGCUUUCACUUGUGUUCCUGACAAGACCAAUCCGAUGUUCGAUGUUCAGUUCCGCUGGAUCGCGGCAGGAUACGAAACGGAACCCAAUACCGGGAUCGUUACAGGCGGCGGGCUGUGCAGGGCGGACCUGAACUUUACAGGAUCGCUCAACUUCCUCGAUGUGUCAGACUUCUUAUCCAAAUACGGCGACGGGGAUCUGGCCGUGGACUUUACUGGUGAUGGCAACCUAAACUUCCUUGAUGUUUCGGAGUUCUUGAAUCAGUACGGCGAUUGUGAGUUCUGCUCGGUUAGCAGGCUAUGCUUGACGCCCUCCGGAUGGAAACCGGGGAUAUGGAAGGACAUCGACAUGAAGAACGACACCCACCCAACCUACUACCCGUCAUGCAAGGUCUACUACAACGGCGAGGUCGUGAUGACUGUCGGCGCUACGGUUCCAGAGCUCAAAGUGGAUGUCUGGUCUGGUUCACACCCGUUCUUUACCGGCAAAUCAACCUUUGUUGACGCUGCGGGUCGUGUUGAGAAGUUCCAGAAGAAGUUUGCUGGCAACUACUUCAAGAAAGACAAGUAA
This is a messenger RNA of Symbiodinium sp. CCMP2592, 1110 nucleotides long. Lineage: Eukaryota; Dinophyceae; Suessiales; Symbiodiniaceae. The record is from the annotation of a GenBank genome assembly.